CGAGACGAGAAACUCUUUCCCGCACUUGUAUCGUAAUGUACUAUACCUAAGAAUAUGAUUUUUGAUAAAAGAACGCCUUUGCAUAUCAGGUAUCACUGUGACUCGUAAGAUAAUAAUAAUGUGACAGCUGGCGACAGUCAGUUGCUUACUACCGAGUAAAAGACAACACAGUAUUAUACGCUGCGUGCGGCCAUUAAUAGAUGAUUUUAGUCGAUAAACAUUACUGUGCUACGUUAAUUUUUUCAAUAUUUUUCACCAUUAUGAGUAUCAACAAUCACAUGUUACAAUACAGAAAUCUCUUUGAAGCAAUUAUCAACGACGACACAGCAUAUUUCUGCUUCCUUCUCGAAUCCAUCACGUGGCCUCGUACAACGGACUACCUAGAUUUCGAGUUAUUCACCACAGCUUUAGAAUUCGGCCGAAAGUACAUCGCCAAUCACUUACUAGAUAAAAAAUGUCGUAUAGCUCAACCUGAUAGUGACAUUCAUGCAAUUCAUUUAGCAUUGGCAAAUUAUACUGACUUUUCCGACAUUAUUAAGAGGUUAUUAGCACUCGGAGGAAGCGUCAGUGCUAAGAAUAGCAGCGGUAACAAUGCCAUUCACCUUGCAUUUAUUAAUGAAGCAUCAGGACGAACGGUUGAUAUGUUGUUGUUAAAGUAUAUUGACGAAACUAAUGAGAAUGCUAAGAAUGCUGAUGGAUUGAGUAUUUUGCAUAUUGUUUGUACGAGGCCGAAUCUUGUUAUUAUGAAGAAGUUUUUUGAGAACAGAAAUCUUGAGGAAUUAAAUUGUCAAGUUGAUUUACAAUGCGACAGCAAUUUUGCCGGUCAAACUCCACUACAUUUUGCAGUAUCGUACGGUCACAAAGAGAUAAUAAAAUACCUCGUGACAAAUUUAAAAGUUGAUGCUUUCAUCCAGGAUGCCAAUAAAUCGACUCCAUUGCAUCUUGCCCUCAAGAGUCGGAAUAAUUACGUGAUUGAUCUAAUUAUGGCUUAUAAUUUUCCGCAAGUUGUAAAUAAGGAUAUUGUGAAUAAUUCGGGAGUUUCUCAUUUCAUGGUGGCAUGUGCUGCUAGCAAUCAAGAUUUUGCAAUAAAAUUUAUGCAAAUAGAAAGUGGUCGUUCGAGAAAAUCACUUGAUACUCUUAUCAAUCGCCAAGUGAAUAUUCCUAAGGACAAUUAUGAUCAGGCUUAUGCAGGUUACUUUCCAAUACAUUUUGCUGCUGAAUUUGGACGUGCGAAUACAGUCCAACAACUAGUACAUUUCGGUGCAUCAUUCUUUGUUGAAACAGCAACUAAUUUGUCUCCACUCGUUCUUGCUUUAAAAUACGGUAAUCAUGAUAUUGUUCGAUUAAUUUUUUGGUGUUAUAAACAAUAUCGCCUGUCGAUUUUUACUGACGAAGAUUAUAACUUAAAUAAAGCUUAUAAUUAUUCUAUUGGUUCACAGGACAGUGAUCAUUGGUAUCAAUGUAGAUCGCGUUGUAGCUCUCCGAAUGCUUAAAUUUUAUUAGCACCUUCAUUUGUUUAUUUUUACCGAAUGGCGUACAUUUUAUUUAUACUUAAUUUUAUUUAAGGUGCGCUAUGAAAAAAGCGGUCAACUCAAAAUUAGUUCAAUUAAAUCGCAUUUUGUAAGUUAUAGAUGGAUUAAAGAGACAAAAUAUAGAAAUAUUUCUUUUCCUAUGAAGUUUCUAAGUCUUUUCUAAAAAUUAAUAAGUUCUUUUGUUUGUUUAUAAAAAAUUAGAGUCUCGAAAGUUAUGCAAUGUGUAAUGUAAAUCAUCAAAACUCUUAUGAAUUUUUGAAAUUCCAUUUUAUAAUACUAUAUUAUAUAUCACUGUCCCAAUAAUGCGUAUAUCUAAUUGGAAAUCUUAAUAUUGAUUGGAAAAAAUUAUAGAUGUGAUUUAGUGGAAUGGCGUUCGUUUUAAUCCAUCUAUAAGUUUUCAAAUGCGAGUGAGUUGAACUGACGAAACACUUUUCUUCGUUGCGCGGAGCCCGCUUCUGCGACAAUCGCUGUAAGUAAGAAUGUCUUCAACUAUUCGAUAACUCGGCAUAUUUUUUACGAUAUUCAUAUUAUAUAUUUAAAUAAACUGAUUUAUUGAGGUUUAUCAAUUAACAACAAAUUGUCCUUAGAUACUGUGAUGACAAAAUUAACUUUGUAUGUAAUUAUUUAUAGAUUAGCAUUAUAAACUUAGAAAUAUCAUACGCAAAAUGACAUGCAGUCGCUGAAGGUUGAUUAAAUAUCCAUAGAAAGUAUGUACAAUGGAGCUAUUGAUUUUAUAAUAAAACCUGUAUUAU
Phymastichus coffea is the source of this 2284-nucleotide messenger RNA. RefSeq names its product ankyrin repeat, PH and SEC7 domain containing protein secG-like. The transcript has 3 exons. Bases 201 to 1493 code for a protein of 430 amino acids. Gene Ontology annotation, molecular function: protein binding. The record is from RefSeq and is a predicted model, not a curated record. NCBI's taxonomy places the organism in Eukaryota, Metazoa, Arthropoda, Insecta, Hymenoptera, Eulophidae.